Messenger RNA from Durusdinium trenchii, 723 nucleotides. NCBI's taxonomy places the organism in Eukaryota, Dinophyceae, Suessiales, Symbiodiniaceae. The record is from the annotation of a GenBank genome assembly.
AUGCGAUUCAAUGCAGCUUUUGCCUUCGUGGCCUUGCAGCCUGUCUAUGCUGCAAAGAUAGCCUCCUUCCGAAGAUCCGACCCAGGAACACAUGGAACUCUUGUAGUGAAACUCAAAGCAGAAAACUUUGUGAAUUCAUCAACCAUCUUCGGAGAAUUGGGUGGCAUCAAAUUAAUCGACCACUAUGGGGUGUGCAUCAAUUGCGCCGAUGGAGCGGUGUGCACAGCGCCGAACACGCCAGACUACAAGGUAGUCGAUCCGCAAAAGGCUUGCAAUACUGCACCAGCCGCAGGUGAUAAAUGGAGUUGGCGUGUCAACAAGGCGAGCCCAUAUGAUAUCAAACUAGAGUAUCCGCUAAAGAGCUUGAAGCAUGAGAUGCACUUUAAGAUUGAAGUCAUUUCUGCGGUGGAUCAAUCAGGUACCAACUCACCAGAGCAAAUGGGCCGGCAAGCUACGUCUUGGGUGGCAGAGGCAGUACUGGGAACAAAAACACAUCGUGCGUGGCUGAAGACAGCAAUGAACCUCAACGGCCACUUCAGCAAGGCUGUGACUGGAAAUCUCACCAUGGACUUGCCAAAGAUCGCAGAGGACUUUUUCGAUGAAGUCAGAGUCUCAGUGACAGCUCUAGCAUGUUGCCCAUCGCAUGGUUUAUACUUGACCUUAUUUGAGUCUCCUUUUCCAAGGUUUGUGUGCAACCAAUCACGACCCAGGGAUAUGAGGUGA